Messenger RNA from Argentina anserina (silverweed cinquefoil), 1916 nucleotides. Its product is annotated as serine/threonine-protein kinase haspin homolog. Gene Ontology annotation, biological process: protein phosphorylation; intracellular signal transduction; mitotic cell cycle. Gene Ontology annotation, cellular component: cytoplasm; nucleus. Gene Ontology annotation, molecular function: histone H3T3 kinase activity; ATP binding. NCBI's taxonomy places the organism in Eukaryota, Viridiplantae, Streptophyta, Magnoliopsida, Rosales, Rosaceae. The transcript has 15 exons. The record is from RefSeq and is a predicted model, not a curated record. Bases 70 to 1860 code for a protein of 596 amino acids.
UCAAAUUGGGGUUUAGGGUUUCGCAUUUAUCGUACCCCGAGGCACCAACCCACUUCUCUAGCUUCUAAAAUGUGCUCCAACUCAGGCUGGAAAUUCACUGAUCAAGAACACCCAGGUGAGGAGGUUUACCGGAGAAGAAAACCCAGAAAGCCCAAUCCGGAUGAUGAGCCUUUAAAGGUGUCGAGUUCGAGUCGAAGAGAGAAGCUCAGGGCCAGUUUGGCUGCUGCUCCAACGAAGCGAAUCAGUUGGAACCGUUUUCUUUCCACAAGAGGGAGGACAAGUAUUGCUGUUCGUGCUUGUUUGGAGUAUCAGCCUCCACAGAAGAAGGCUAAAAGGAAAGGUCUUCCUCCUCGUCCCAAAGCCAAGUACAAUUUUGAAAAGGAACGAGCUUACUUUGAGAAGGUUGAUGAAGAAGAAUUGAUAGAGGAGAGCCCCUCACCCAUACCCCGCACAUGGGUUGCUGGUAUCCCAAAAGGAAAUGUUGAGAUACCCAAGUUGUGCACAGCACUAGAGAAAUGGUUGUUAUCCAAGAAGUUGAAUUUCGGUUUAAGGUCUUCCAACACAUUAGCUAGGAUCCUACAAUCUCCAGCCAUGCGGUCCUCACCCAGUAGGGGUAUCAAUUUUGAAUCUUCAAGUUUAAAAACUCCAGAGAGAUCUUCUAAAGUCAAGUCUCGCUUGUCUUCUGGCCAAAUUAGAUUUGAUUUGAAUUUGCUUGAUGAAAGUGUGAAUGAAAAGAGCAUCACCAAAUCACUUCCUGGUGUGGGCGAUGAAGGUUAUGAAGAUAUUGAUGCUGCAGUAAAAGAACUUUCUUUGGUAUCAGUUUCUGAGGAGUUGGAUCCAUUUCAUGCUCUAUUAGAAGUUUGUGACCAGUCAUCUCCCUCAAUAUUACAGGAUGUAUUCUCCAAGUAUUGUGAUCCAAAGGACAUUGAAAAAAUUGGCGAAGGGACAUAUGGAGAAGCUUUCAAAGCUGGGAACUUUGUUUGCAAAAUUGUUCCUAUUGAUGGCGACUUACGAGUGAAUGGAGAAGUGCAAAAGAAAUCUGAAGAAUUGCUAGAGGAGGUCGUGCUUUCCCGCACUCUAAAUUACUUGAGAGGAAAUAAUGACAAUGUUCAGAAUGUAUGCUCAACAUUUAUAGAAACUAAAGAUUUGAGGGUUUGCCAAGGAUGUUAUGAUGCUGGCUUGAUAAAAGCAUGGAAAGCUUGGAAUAAAAAGCAUGUUUCCCAAAAUGAUAAUCCUGAUAUGUUUCCAGAGAACCAGAGGUAUGUCGUGUUUGUUUUAGAGCAUGGUGGCGAAGAUUUGGAAAGUUUUGUACUUCUGGACUUUAAUGAGGCAAGGAGUUUAUUGGUACAGGUUACAGCUGCACUUGCUGUAGCUGAAGCUGCAUAUGAAUUUGAGCACCGCGAUCUCCACUGGGGAAACAUACUUUUGAGUCGGAGUAAUUCAGUUACAAUGCAGUUCACUCUUGAUGGAAAGCAGAUGCUCAUACACACAUUUGGAUUAGCAAUAUCAAUCAUUGAUUUCACUCUUUCAAGAAUCAAUACUGGUGAAGCCAUUCUCUUUCUAGACCUAUCUUCAGAUCCCGACCUUUUUGAUGGUCCGAGAGGAGAUAAACAAUCAGAAACAUACCGGAAAAUGAAGAAGGUAACACAAGACCAAUGGAAGGAAAGCUUCCCUAAAACAAAUGUGUUGUGGCUGCUCUACUUGGUGGACGUAAUACUCUUGGACAAGUCAUUUGAUCGUACUUCCAAGGACGAGAGAGAGUUGCGCUCGUUGAAGAAACGGCUGAAUCAGUACCAGUCAGCAAGAGAAGCACUUUUCGAUCCUUCUUUCAGCGAUUUGUUUGUUGAUGCUAAUAAAUGACUUCUAACUGAGGGAUAACAUUGUAUUGUACAAGUUUCGAAACACAAAUCUUCUGU